Musa acuminata AAA Group (dessert banana) is the source of this 1114-nucleotide messenger RNA. RefSeq names its product 36.4 kDa proline-rich protein-like. The record is from RefSeq and is a predicted model, not a curated record. NCBI's taxonomy places the organism in Eukaryota, Viridiplantae, Streptophyta, Magnoliopsida, Zingiberales, Musaceae. Bases 57 to 878 code for a protein of 273 amino acids. The transcript has 2 exons.
CACCUUCUUCCUCCCUAAGCCUUCCACACCAAACGCUCUGCAAGAGUCCUUCAGCGAUGGACUCCUCCAAGACCUCAGCCGUCCUCCUAACCUUCAUGAUCUUGCUCUCCUCCGUCUCCUCCAUUGUUUCCUGUGACAUCUGCCCUCCAUCCAAGUCCAAACCACCCAAGUACAAACAACACCAUAAGCCGAAGCCACCUUCCACCGGAAAACCACCUAUCACGAUGCCGCCCAUCACCGUGCCACCUAUCACAGUCCCACCCAUCACCGUGCCACCAGUCAUCGGCAUGCCACCCAUCACCGUGCCACCGGUCAUCGGCAAACCACCCAUCACAGUCCCACCCAUCACCGUGCCACCGGUCAUCGGCAAGCCACCCAUCACAGUCCCACCCAUCACCGUGCCACCGGUCAUCGGCAUGCCACCUAUAACAGUCCCACCCAUCACCGUGCCACCAAUCAUGGGCAAGCCACCUAUCACAGUCCCGCCCAUCACCGUGCCACCAGUCAUGGGAAAGCCACCCGUCACGGCGCCGCCACUGCGUAGAGGCCCCCCAGGUGUCACCCCGUGCCCGCCGCGGCAGUCGCCGCCGCCGCCUCCUACGAGCCCCCCAGCGUCGCCCACUUGCCCUGUCGACACGCUCAAGAUCGGUGCAUGCGUUGAUCUCCUCGGUGGCCUCGUGCACAUCGGUGCCGGCGACCCAGCGGCGAACCAGUGCUGUCCCUUGCUGCAAGGACUCGUGGAGAUCGAGGCGGCGGUGUGUCUGUGCACCACCAUCAAGCUGAAAGUCCUCGACAUGAACGUCUACGUGCCGCUGGCACUGCAGCUGCUGCUUACCUGUGGGAAGACUCCACCACCUGGUUACACGUGCACCGUCUAGAACCGAGUCAAGUCUCUCUUCUCGGAAUUGACGAGAGGGUGGGAGAGGACGUCGUCCAAGUCGCUGAUGCUGCCUUACUGUUUGUUCAGUGUACAAUAGGUGUAUUGUGGUCAUUCGAGUUUUGUUGUCAGUUGGUUUCAGUGAGCUCUUCCAGUGAAGGAAUGCAUUCGUUUCCUUGUAGUUUCAGUAUGUGCUGCUGAAGCAGAUAAUAAAUAGGUGUCCAGAUUUCCAUUGCA